AUGGAAGGAGUUUCUAAAGGAGCUGCUUCUCAUCCAGUUGAUGUAAAGGGUGUCAUUAGUAGUAAAACAUUCUACAAGAGAACUGAACAGGGAAAUAAAUACUUGACCACCACUCAAGAUACCAAUGAUUUGUAUGGAAGAAUUAAGGGAUUGACUGAUUCUGGAAGUUAUAUAGUAGUUCUUCCAGGAAGUCUUGGAACAGCUGCUGAAUUGAUGAUUGCUUGGAAUUUGUACUAUAUCAAUGAACAUUUCCCUGCUACUGAAGAUCCAGUGAAGAAGAUUUUCGUCUUUAGAGGUAAGGAUAUUGAAUUAAAACUUGGAAAACUUAAUGUAUUCAUAUUUACAGACCCAUGGGAAAAGAUUAUCAAAUUUAUUUCAACUGAAUUGAAUUCAUCACCUAAAUAUUUGAAAUGGUAA
Naegleria gruberi is the source of this 417-nucleotide messenger RNA. RefSeq lists its product as uncharacterized. The record is from RefSeq and is a predicted model, not a curated record. The transcript has a single exon. NCBI's taxonomy places the organism in Eukaryota, Heterolobosea, Eutetramitea, Acrasida, Naegleriidae. Bases 1 to 417 code for a protein of 138 amino acids.